UAAGAUUUGCUCCACCAUUUCGGCAUAAUCACCUACUCAACUAGGCAGACAAGUGAGUCGAACCCAUCAAUGGCGCCGAAGCAGAGGAAGCCGAAGGUAAGCCGUAACCCGGAUCUCAUCCGAGGGAUUGGAAAAUUCUCUCGUUCCAAGAUGUACCACAAGAGGGGUCUCUGGGCCAUCAAAGCCAAAAACGGCGGCGUUUUCCCCCGCCAUGACCCCAAACCCAAAGCUGCCUCUCCAGCUGAGAAGCCUCCCAAGUUUUACCCCGCCGAUGACGUCAAGAAACCACUCAUUAAUAAGCGCAAACCAAAACCCACCAAGCUUAGAGCGAGUAUUAUUCCCGGUACAGUGUUGAUUAUACUUGCUGGAAGGUUCAAAGGCAAGAGAGUUGUGUUCUUGAAGCAGCUUCCCUCUGGGUUGCUUUUGGUUACAGGACCAUUUAAGAUAAAUGGGGUGCCUCUAAGACGUGUGAAUCAAGCGUAUGUGAUUGGAACUUCUACUAAGGUUGACAUCUCUGGAGUGAAUGUAGACAAGUUUGAUGACAAAUACUUUGCCAAGGAGGCUGAAAAGAAGAAAAAGAAGGGAGAGAAUGAGUUCUUUGAGGCAGAGAAAGAGGAGAAGAAGGUUCUUCCACAGGAGAAAAAGGAUGACCAGAAGUUGGUUGAUACAGCAUUGAUCAAAUCCAUCGAGAGUGUUCCAGACUUGAAGUCUUAUCUGGCCGCAAGGUUUUCCCUCAAGGCUGGCAUGAAACCUCAUGAACUUGUGUUUUAGAGAGACAUAUUGGAGAGUUUUAGGAUUCUUUGGCAUUUUCUUCUUGUUAUGCUUUUUUUGGACUCGAUUUUGGCUGUGUACUCUCUAAGUUUCAUUGGUUUCAAAAAUCUAAAUUUUGCCAUUGUGUUAGGCAUUGCAUUGUGCAAGGAAUUGUUUUCUCUUUUUCAUGAACAAAUGAUAUAUAUUAUAUGACGAGUUCUUAUCACA
Mangifera indica (mango) is the source of this 978-nucleotide messenger RNA. RefSeq names its product 60S ribosomal protein L6. Gene Ontology annotation, biological process: cytoplasmic translation; ribosomal large subunit assembly. Gene Ontology annotation, cellular component: ribosome; cytosolic large ribosomal subunit. The transcript has 4 exons. Lineage: Eukaryota; Viridiplantae; Streptophyta; Magnoliopsida; Sapindales; Anacardiaceae. Gene Ontology annotation, molecular function: structural constituent of ribosome; RNA binding. The record is from RefSeq and is a predicted model, not a curated record. The coding region runs from base 70 to 771 and encodes 233 amino acids.